This is a messenger RNA of Nannospalax galili (Upper Galilee mountains blind mole rat), 2300 nucleotides long. RefSeq names its product retinoid X receptor gamma (gene Rxrg). The transcript has 10 exons. Gene Ontology annotation, biological process: cell differentiation; positive regulation of transcription by RNA polymerase II; response to retinoic acid. Lineage: Eukaryota; Metazoa; Chordata; Mammalia; Rodentia; Spalacidae. The coding region runs from base 553 to 1944 and encodes 463 amino acids. Gene Ontology annotation, molecular function: nuclear steroid receptor activity; nuclear receptor activity; retinoic acid-responsive element binding. The record is from RefSeq and is a predicted model, not a curated record. Gene Ontology annotation, cellular component: RNA polymerase II transcription regulator complex; nucleus.
CCCAUUGAUUUUUGUGGGUGCAAGUCAAGGAAAAAGCACCUAAAGAGUCUUCUAUCGCCUGCCAUCUCCUCCCUCUCUCCUGACCUACUAGGGCAGUCACACAUCGAUUGGUUCCCAGCUAAUAGAUUGUGCCACCCGGUAGAGACCUCUGGGGACUAGCCUGGAGCUGGAAGAGUCUCACGCAGCAGCCCAGCCCCAGAGUUAAUCAAACUAGCAACAGGAUCUCAGGCAGCGGCGGCGGCAGCAGCGGUGGCAGCAGCGACGGCGGCGGUGGCAGGAUUGUAGCAGCAGCGGCAGCAUUAUGCAUGAUUACUGACAGGCACCAGCUGCUGCCGCCGCCACAGCCUCUCAACGCACGAUGUGGACUCUCGGAUCUAGAGGCAGAUUCCAGACUAAUCCCAGAGGGCUGGCCCAGCCUGAGCUCCCCCGUCUGCUAGCAAGCGAUGGCCACUCUUGUUAGCCCAAGUUGAAGGAAGCAGGGCUGCGCUUGGGAGCCGGGAGAGACUGGACUCUUCAGAAGCGCAGCAGAGGACUAUGAACUGAAGAGUAAACAUGUAUGGAAAUUACUCCCACUUCAUGAAGUUUCCCACAGGCUUUGGCGGCUCCCCUGGCCACACUGGCUCCACAUCCAUGAGUCCGUCGGCAGUCUUGUCCACAGGGAAGCCAAUGGACAGUCACCCCAGCUACACAGACACCCCAGUGAGUGCCCCACGAACACUGAGUGCUGUGGGGACACCCCUCAAUGCUCUGGGCUCUCCAUAUCGAGUCAUCACUUCUGCCAUGGGUCCACCCUCAGGAUCACUGGCAGCCCCUCCAGGAAUCAAUUUGGUGGCCCCACCUAGCUCUCAGCUAAAUGUGGUCAACAGUGUCAGCAGUUCCGAGGACAUCAAGCCCUUACCAGGUCUGCCCGGGCUUGGAAACAUGAACUACCCAUCCACCAGCCCUGGGUCUCUGGUGAAACACAUUUGUGCCAUCUGUGGGGACAGAUCCUCAGGAAAGCACUACGGAGUGUACAGCUGUGAAGGCUGCAAAGGGUUCUUCAAGAGAACCAUAAGGAAAGAUCUCAUCUACACGUGUCGGGAUAAUAAAGACUGCCUCAUUGACAAGCGUCAGCGCAACCGCUGCCAAUACUGUCGCUACCAGAAGUGCCUGGUCAUGGGCAUGAAGAGGGAAGCUGUGCAAGAAGAAAGACAGAGGAGCCGGGAGAGAGCUGAGAGUGAGGCAGAAUGUGCCAGUGGUGGCCAUGAAGACAUGCCGGUGGAGAGGAUUCUAGAAGCUGAACUUGCUGUUGAACCAAAGACAGAAUCCUACGGUGACAUGAACAUGGAGAGCUCGACAAAUGACCCUGUUACCAACAUAUGCCAUGCUGCUGAUAAGCAGCUUUUCACACUUGUUGAGUGGGCCAAGCGCAUCCCCCAUUUCUCAGACCUCACCUUGGAGGACCAGGUCAUUCUGCUCCGGGCCGGGUGGAAUGAAUUGUUGAUUGCCUCCUUCUCCCACCGCUCGGUUUCCGUCCAGGACGGCAUCCUGCUGGCCACAGGCCUCCAUGUCCACCGGAGCAGUGCUCACAGUGCUGGUGUUGGUUCCAUCUUUGACAGAGUUCUCACUGAGCUGGUUUCCAAGAUGAAAGACAUGCAGAUGGAUAAGUCAGAGCUGGGGUGCCUGCGAGCCAUUGUGCUGUUUAACCCAGAUGCCAAGGGUCUGUCCAAUCCCUCGGAGGUGGAGACACUGCGUGAGAAAGUUUAUGCCACUCUUGAGGCCUAUACCAAGCAAAAGUAUCCAGAACAACCAGGCAGGUUUGCCAAGCUGCUGCUACGCCUCCCAGCUCUGCGCUCCAUCGGCCUGAAAUGCCUGGAGCACCUCUUCUUCUUCAAGCUUAUUGGGGAUACCCCCAUUGACACUUUCCUCAUGGAGAUGUUGGAGACCCCACUGCAGAUCACCUGAGCUCUCAGCUGCAUCCUUCUCACCCAGGAUAGCCCCUGGGCAAGUGUGUGUGUGUGUGUGUGUGUGUGUGUGUGUGUGUGUAGCCCCAUCUUACACACUUUCCCCACCUCCCACUCUGACUCCUUUCCUGUCCCCAAAAUGUGAUGCUUGUAAUAAAGACAACCUUUCUACACAUGAGACUUUUCUAGGUGGAGUUUUGUACAGAUGUUAAAGGUGACCCUUUUGAUAUCUAAGGGGCUGAGGUCUUUCUGGAAGUUCUUGGGAAGAGUAACCAAGCCUCUGUACAUAUAAUUGGUUUAAAUUAUUUUUUCACUUGCCAUAGAAAGCAAACAAAUGGAAAAUAAUAAACAUGAUGU